Messenger RNA from Torulaspora delbrueckii, 1200 nucleotides. It is a transcript of the gene STP3, whose product is annotated as Stp3p. The transcript has a single exon. Bases 1 to 1200 code for a protein of 399 amino acids. Lineage: Eukaryota; Fungi; Ascomycota; Saccharomycetes; Saccharomycetales; Saccharomycetaceae. The record is from RefSeq and is a predicted model, not a curated record.
AUGUUGGCUAUGGCUACCACUUUACCAACCUCAACUACAAAUACAAGAACUGCCAGUGAGCAAGCGGACCACAGUGGAGAACACAAACUCAAGGCUCCGAUACCGAGGAUGACAAAUACGACUGCUACUACUGCCAGUACUAGUAAUUCGAGUAAACCUGCGGCAUCUCUCGUGCAACAUCACCAACCCUUUGUCUCUUCUCCGACUCCUACUUCUUCAAAUUCUCAUGUCACUUUACCUCCAAUUUCUUCGUUCGAUAAUCUCAUAAAGGCUGCAGAGAAACAAUACUCAAAUAACACAAAUACAAACAGCAGUCAGAUCUCCACUCCGAUGAACGGGCCCAGUCCAUCUUUUCUCAGUUAUCAGUUGUCGCCUACAGAAGCUAGUUCUAGUCCAACUGUACCCAGGUCUGUCGUGCAACGGCCUUCUUCCGUCGUCUCAAACUCAUCGUCCAGUUCAUCUUCUUUUUCGCCAAGAGGUUCGCUUUCUAUGACAACGUCUAGCUUUGAACAUUCACUGUCCCCUAUACUCGCUACUGCUCCGUCGAAUCACCUGCCCAGCAGUAGGACGGAUCCUCUGUCUAGCAGUAGCCAACCCUAUGUCAAUAAGAUACACAAACCAAGAAAGAAGAAACAGUGUCCCAUCUGUCACAAUUUCUAUGCCAACCUAUCAACACAUAAGUCUACCCAUUUGACCCCAGAGGAUCGUCCACAUAAGUGUCCCAUUUGUCGGCGUGGGUUCGCAAGAAAUAAUGAUUUGAUCAGACAUAAGAAAAGGCACUGGAAGGAUGAGAUACUUGAGAACAACAGCUCGGUAGAAAAUUCAGAUGCAGAUGAACAUGUAAGUAGUCACCAGCAUCUGGAUGAACACGACCAAUUAAAAUCUCUACAUCAGAUCAAAGGGACGUUUAAAUGUCCUUUCAAUGCAGCUUUGAUUCAACUGGAUAUGGAGAUUUACCCAUACAAAUCCAAACCUUUGAAUUUCGAAACUUCAAGUUGUCACCAAACUGGCGUUUUCUCCCGUUGUGAUACCUUCAAGAAUCAUUUAAAGGCGCUCCACUUUGAGUACCCACCAGGGACAAAGAAAAGGGAUAGAACGGUAGUGGCCGGCAGGUGUAAACAUUGCGGCAUAAAAUUCGCGAAUGUUGAUACUUGGUUAAACGAACAUGUAGGUAAGACUUGCGGUUACACGUAUCAUUAG